Molecule: messenger RNA, 1995 nt
Organism: Lachnellula hyalina
Lineage: Eukaryota; Fungi; Ascomycota; Leotiomycetes; Helotiales; Lachnaceae
Gene: cut9
Product: Anaphase-promoting complex subunit
Exons: 2
Biological process (GO): cell division
Molecular function (GO): protein binding
Source: RefSeq, a predicted model, not a curated record
ACGCGCCUUCCCCCAAUCUGCCAGAGACAACAACAACAAACUGGAUUUGCCUCUCGUAAGUAUCAAAAUCCCACCUUCUCAUGGACUACGACUUAUGAUCCUACGGAUACCUUUACGCAUGCUACGAAACUCGGCAUGGAGAAGUUCUUGAGGGAUUGGCGGCAGGAUGCCCUCAAUAAACACCAGUACGACUCGGCCAUUUUCAUAGGAGACAAACUGUUGGCCUUAACAAAAAACGACAAAGACGCCUUUUGGCUUGCCCAAGUUCACUUCUCGACUGGUAACUACACGCGAGCCCAAAGUUUUCUCUCUAAACAAGACCUUAUCGCGCGGAACCCCUCAUGUCGAUAUCUUGCUGGACACUGUUUGAUCAAGCAAUCUCGAUUCGAAGAAGCACUUAAUAUCCUCGGCGAGAAGAACCCUACUCACCUCAUCACAAGCUCUAGUAAUAGCAGGCGAAAGUUGCAACACAACAAGGGGGGCUCGGCACACCAUGGGAAGACCGCUGCAAGGUUGGAGAGACACGAAAAAAGGGAUGAAGCGGCACAAGAAGACGCCGCGAACAUUCGAUUUGAAGCGGCAAUGUGCUUCCUUCGAGGACUAUGCUACGCGAAACAGAAUGCUUUCGACCGUGCAAAGGAAUGCUACAAAGAUGCUGUCCGAAUAGAUGUCCAGUGUUUCGAGGCCUUUGAGCAGCUCAUGAAGAACUGCUUGAUGUCACCAGACGAGGAAUGGCAGUUCUUAGAAUCCCUCGACUUCGAUGCCAUACAGAUCAACGACGAUACCUCAUCUUCCCAAGAAGCUGCCGAAUUUACGAAGAUGCUUUAUACCACUAGGCUGUCUAAAUACAAGAACCCCGCGACAUUUACAGCGGCCACCGAGACACUCUCUACUCACUAUAACCUCGCAAACAAUCCUGAUUUGCUGCUUUCCAAAGCAGACCUCUUGUUCACACAAUGCAGAUUCAAGGACGCAUUAGGAAUCACGAGCUCCAUACUACAAAAUGAUAAAUACAAUUUUAGCAUGUACCCCCUUCAUCUGGCAUGUCUGUACGAAUUGCAGCUCAAAAAUUCCCUUUUCCUUGUCUCCCACGACCUUGCAGAUAAUCACCCAGAAGAGCCAUGUGCCUGGCUUGCUGUUGGAAUAUACUAUCUUGCAAUCAACAAAGUUGCAGAAGCUCGACGGUAUUUCAGCAAAGCAAGCAUGAUGGAUCCACAUUUCGGGCCUGCAUGGAUCGGUUUUGCACACACAUUUGCGGCAGAAGGGGAACACGACCAGGCAAUAUCGGCCUAUUCGACAGCUGCGAGACUCUUCAUGGGUACACAUCUGCCUCAACUGUUCCUUGGAAUGCAGAAUCAUAUGUUGAAUAACAUGACCCUCGCGGACGAAUUCUUGAAGACUGCCUACGGUCUUUGUAAAACGGAUCCACUACUUCUCAAUGAAAUGGGAGUAGUCUUUUACCACCAAGAGCGUCUAGGGGAUGCAGUUUCCAUGUUCAGCAAGUCUCUAGAAAUUGCAGAUGAAAUUGAUAGUGAUUCUCAAGCUUGGAUCUCGACUCGAGCGAAUCUCGGUCACGCUUAUCGGAGAUUGCACCACUGGGAUCAGGCACUGGCUGAAUUUGACGAGGUGCUCAGACAAGGGGGAAAAGAUCCUUCGAUAUUCUGUGCCAAGGGCCUGGUGCUGAUGGAGCAGAGACGGCCAUUCGAUGCUGUUUAUGUAUUUCACGAAGCUUUGGCGAUAUCACCGCAGGAUGCAAUCGCGACAGAGCUCUUGAACAAGGCUCUUGAAGAAACUGCAGGUGGAAGUGCAGGUGGUAAUGAAGAAUUUGAGGAAGAUGAUGAUUUUGAGCGGGAAUUGACUAUGAAGAAAGCGGAGGCUGCUAGGACUGUCGCAGCGAUGCGAAAGGGGAAGGGAAAGGGAAAGUUGAGAGCGAGGAUCAGUAAUGGUCUUGGUGAAGAAGGUAAUAGUCUUAUGGACCUGAGUGAUGAUGAUUAA